AUGGAACAAAUUGCUGUCCCCGGAUCUGAACAAGGAACGUUGUCAGAAUCACUUACAACGCCACAACAUUUUGAAGCACCGGAAACACCGCAGCAAAAGGCAUUGUUAAAUUUGGUAUUCAGGUCGAUGAAACGGACACAUGAUCUCUUUUAUCAUGACUAUGGAACUUUGCCUGAAUUGAAUUCCGAAGCUGAUAGUUUAUGGCGAGCCGUGAAGUUAAAAUCAGAAUAUGGAAGUGUUAUGGAAGAAGUGAGUGAAGCGAAGAGGAAGAAAGAGGAGGAACUACUAAAAUUGCCUAUUAAUUCAAGUGUUGUAGGUAGUUCGGGUGAAGUCUCAAGGACACUUGCUAUAACUACUGGUGCAAUAGAAGCCACAAAUGAAAAAGACAGUUCUGAUUUAACAACAUCCAGUCGAUCAGACGAUAACACGAUGCGUGCAGUGUUACCUGCUCGAGCUCCUGUCAUGAUCAAACCUAAAUGGCACGCACCAUGGAAACUAUACAGGGUGAUUUCGGGCCAUACAGGUUGGGUGAGAUGUGUGGAUGUUGAACCGGGUAAUGAAUGGUUUGCGACAGGUGGUGCAGACCGAAUUGUAAAGAUUUGGGAUCUCGCAAGCGGAAAAUUGCGAUUAUCAUUAACAGGACACGUAAGCGCCGUCAGGUGCUGUAAAGUUUCACGAAGACAUCCAUUCCUUUUCACGGGUGGUGAAGAUAAGCAGGUAAAAUGUUGGGAUCUCGAGUACAACAAAGUCAUCCGCCAUUACCAUGGACAUCUGAGUGCUGUUCAGGAUCUUACUAUUCAUCCGACAAUUGAUAUUUUAAUUACCUGUGCUCGGGAUGCUACUGCACGAGUUUGGGAUAUGCGAACUAAAGCUCAAGUCCAUUGUUUGAGUGGGCAUACAAACACAGUUGCAACAGUUAUUUCACAGGAAGUUGAUCCUCAGGUUAUCACAGGUAGUCAUGAUUCCACAAUCCGCCUUUGGGAUCUUGCUGCUGGACGAAGUAUAUGUACUUUAACACAUCAUAAGAAAAGUAUCCGAGCGUUAACAUUGCAUCCGUCACUCUUCAUGUUUGCAUCGGGAAGUGCUGACAAUAUAAAAGAAUGGAAGUGUCCGGAAGGAAUAUUCAUCCAAAAUUUAUCAGGGCAUAAUGCAAUCAUUAAUUCACUUGCAUGUAAUGAAGAUGGUGUUCUUAUUUCUGGAGGUGAUAAUGGUUCUCUGAAUUUUUGGGAUUGGAAGAGUGGUUUUUGCUUCCAGCGUGAACAGACUAAAGCUCAGCCAGGUUCAAUAGAUUCAGAAGCUGGAAUAUUCGCAGUUACAUACGACCAAUCAGGUUCCCGAUUAAUUACUGCAGAAGCUGAUAAGACAAUCAAAAUGUACAAAGAAGAUGAGAAUGCGACCGAAGACACGCAUCCGAUCCUCUGGAGACCAGAAAUUUUGCGGCGAAAAGCCUACUAG
Molecule: messenger RNA, 1455 nt
Organism: Brugia malayi
Lineage: Eukaryota; Metazoa; Nematoda; Chromadorea; Rhabditida; Onchocercidae
Gene: Bma-plrg-1
Product: Pre-mRNA splicing protein prp5, putative
Exons: 10
Coding region: 1-1455 (484 amino acids)
Biological process (GO): mRNA splicing, via spliceosome
Cellular component (GO): catalytic step 2 spliceosome; precatalytic spliceosome; Prp19 complex
Molecular function (GO): protein binding
Source: RefSeq, a predicted model, not a curated record